Nematostella vectensis (starlet sea anemone) is the source of this 1606-nucleotide messenger RNA. Its product is annotated as 5'-AMP-activated protein kinase subunit beta-2. Lineage: Eukaryota; Metazoa; Cnidaria; Anthozoa; Actiniaria; Edwardsiidae. Gene Ontology annotation, molecular function: protein kinase binding. Gene Ontology annotation, biological process: signal transduction. Gene Ontology annotation, cellular component: nucleotide-activated protein kinase complex; cytoplasm; nucleus. The coding region runs from base 204 to 1028 and encodes 274 amino acids. The transcript has 7 exons. The record is from RefSeq and is a predicted model, not a curated record.
GCUUUGGAAAAAAACAAAGAGCAUCCGUUGCGGGGUCCCUGUGCUAUCCCAGAAAUCCUAGCGCGAGGUAAACAAGAUGGCGGAUUAGAAAGUGCCACUAAGAUGAAGCGAAAUAAAACUUGAGAUAUCUGUGUCAUUGUGCGAACAGCCUACGAGCUGUGUUCUUAUCUGAACUGGUGUCACGGUACAUGAUUGCAUAAAAGAUGGGGAACACAUCAGGCAAGAAAGAUGCUCUAAAGUCAGACUCGUCCUCUACACUGGUGUUUGAGGCAGGACAGAAACCGUUUCCAAGUGAAGAAGAAUGCAAACAAGCACUAGCAGCACAUGAGAAGGCAGUAAAGCCACCCACCAAAGAAUUCAUAUUUGACGAUGACUUGGUUGAGGUUGUGCCGCCCAAAAAGAUGACAAUUCCUACUGUCAUAAGAUGGGAGAAUGGUGGUCGCAAGGUGCUUUUGUCUGGCAGUUUCAAUGACUGGAAAACAAGAAUCCCCAUGAACUAUAGUAAUAAUGAGUUCACGGCUAUCAUUGAGCUCCCGGAGGGUGAUCACGAGUACAAGUUCUGUGUGGAUGGGCGUUGGGUGCAUGACCCUAACGGGCCUACCACAAAUGAUAACUUUGGAGGGCGUAAUAAUGUGAUCUCAGUGCGUAAGACUGACAUGGAUGUUUUUGAUGCCCUGGACACAGACGCAAACUUGAGCAUAAACUCUGGAUCUAUAAAGUCAGUAUCCGGCUCACCUCCUGGGACGUACGGCCAGAUCAUACCUUCGCAUGUCACACCUGUUAUCGUGCGUGAUGGCACCAAUGCCAGUGUCCCCCCCAUUCUUCCACCUCACCUGCUCCAUGUCAUACUCAAUAAGGACAUAGUGGACCAUGAUGACCCCUCACUCUUACCAGAACCGGAUUAUGUGUCCUUGAACCACUUGUAUGCACUGUCGAUUAAGGAUGGUGUGAUGACGCUUAGUGCUACGUUUCGCUACCGGGAGAAGUUUGUCACAACAUUACUCUACAAGCCAAUAGUUCCAGACUGAUAACUUUUGUCUUAUCAGGCUAUUCUAGAACAUAAUCACCGCUCUAUAUUAAUCCCAAGCCGUCUGUAUAUAUCAAGCAGAUGAUUGCUAGUGAAAUAAUAAUAUCUUUCUGCAUUGCGUGUCAGAAGCCAGGGCCGGUUCCUGAAAGGCUGGAUAAAGCUGUCCACGGACAAAAGUUAUCUGUUGUAUAGGAUUUGUUAAGGAGUUUUCCGUUGGAUAAGCAUUUAUCUACGGAUAACUCUUAUCUGGCCUUCUAGGAACCGGCCCCAGAACGUCGCGUAGGAGACUAAACAGGCAUUGGUAUUUCAUAUUUCACACUUCCGAAGUUUUCUCGCAUUUUUUGGAUUUUUAUUUUAUUUUACAAGGUCCCUUAAAAUUCUCCAAAAAUAAGAACCCAUCCUCGACUCAUAACUAGACGUUCCUAUAAAAAGGAUUGUAAUGUGCAUGUUUUAAAAAAGAUCCCCACUUUAUAAAGCUUGUUAUAGCCUUGGUUAUACCGUGUACGCGGUUAUCACUUGAUGUAUAUUACAAAACCAUAAUUGUAAAAUUGAAUAUUAAGAAUUAAACCCAAGACCAUA